Lipotes vexillifer (Yangtze River dolphin) is the source of this 7440-nucleotide messenger RNA. RefSeq names its product BDP1 general transcription factor IIIB subunit (gene BDP1). Lineage: Eukaryota; Metazoa; Chordata; Mammalia; Artiodactyla; Lipotidae. The record is from RefSeq and is a predicted model, not a curated record. Gene Ontology annotation, biological process: RNA polymerase III preinitiation complex assembly. The coding region runs from base 205 to 7440 and encodes 2411 amino acids. Gene Ontology annotation, molecular function: TFIIIC-class transcription factor complex binding. The transcript has 41 exons. Gene Ontology annotation, cellular component: transcription factor TFIIIB complex.
UUAGUGUAGCAGGGUCAUGAAGAAGAGGCGGCGGCGGGAGAUCGGAGGCGGCGGCGGGGGCGUGAAACUGCGGUAGCUGCCCGGUGGGCUGUUGGUGUGGCCUUGUGGGAAGGGCGUAGUUCCUAAAGCCCUCUCCGGGCAGCGGCCGGGGCUCGGGGUUGAGAGCGGCCGUGGGGUCGCCUCCCCGGGCCCCCUGGCUCCGCCAUGUUCCGCAGGGCACGCCUUAGCGUGAAGCCCAAUGUCAGGCCUGGAGCAGGCGCCAGGGGCUCCACCGCCCCCAAUCCACAGCGUGAACGAGAGGCUCCCAGGCCGCCGGAGCCUGCAGCGGCCUCUGUCCCGAAGCCAGCGGAAUCCACAGAUGUGCCCCCGGUGGAUUGUGGGGAAAAGGAGCUCCGAGAAAAGACUCCCAAGAGCAGUGAUGAAAAGACUGAUGGUGGGAAGGAUGUUGAAGAAUCCAGUAAAUCUUCCUCUACCGUUUCACAGAGAAGAAAGCGAGUAUCAAGUACUUUUAGUCUGGUUAAACCUAGUGUCAGUGUUCCUUCAGAACCUCAUCCUUUAUCUACAGUUAAUCAAGAAGCUACACAGCCAAACCCUGUUCCAACAAAAGAGAAACAGCCAUGCUCAGACAGAUACCGAAUAUAUAAAGCCCAGAAACUGAGAGAAAUGUUAAAAGAAGAAUUGAGGAAAGAGAAGAAGCAAUGGAAAAACAAAUAUGCUGUAAAUGAAAGUCAGAGGCCACCAGAUCGUUCCAAAAUGACUAUGAGAGACUUCAUAUAUUACCUGCCAAAUAACAAUCCAAUGACUUCUUCACUGGAACAAGAAAAGAAAACUGAAAAAUCAUUGACACCAGUCCAGACAAGAGAGCAAGAAGGUAAGAGUACUCCUGAUGGUGAAGCUAAUGAAGAAAUAGAAGAGGAGAUGGAUGAUGGGCCAUUGCUGGUUCCUCGAGUAAAAGUGGCAGAAGAUGGUUCUAUUAUUUUGGAUGAAGAAAGUUUAACUGUAGAAGUUUUAAGGACCAAAGGCCCCUGUGUUGUUGAGGAAAAUGACCCCAUAUUUGAGCGUGGUUCUACAACUACAUACUCCAGCUUUAGGAAAAACUAUUACUCUAAACCAUGGUCAAAUAAAGAAACAGAUAUGUUUUUCUUAGCCAUCAGCAUGGUAGGAACUGACUUUUCUAUGAUUGGACAGCUUUUUCCUCACAGAGCAAGGAUAGAAAUUAAGAAUAAAUUUAAACGUGAAGAGAAAACAAAUGGAUGGAGAAUAGACAAAGCAUUCCAGGAAAAGCGCCCUUUUGACUUCGAUUUUUUUGCUCAUUUGCUUCAGAAAGUUCUUGCUGAAGAAGAGAAAAGAAAACAAAAAUCUGUUAAAAAUCAGACUUUAAAGGAGAAGUCCUCUAAAUCACGGAAAAAUGUAAAAGUGAAAAAAGUCUCCAGUGAAAGAGUGAAUGAUAAUCCAGAUGAGUCUGUGAGCACUAGAAUUUCAGACACAGAAGGAUCUCAAAAGGAUGCUCAGACAGUUGAAGAAGAACAACAGUCUCUGACUUUAUCAGGACAGGAUUCAGAACAGAAUGCAUUAGAACAAGAUAUAAAUCAAAAGAAAAGGAGAAGAAAGAAUCAGGAUGAAGGUAGUGAACAAGAGGUAAAUCUUUCAGGAAAUGCCAGUGUUCAGCCAGGCUCUUCUAAAGGAGAAAAACACAAAAAUAAAUGCCUGUCUUUAAGUCCUGAGAUAAAUGAAGAUGAAAGCAAUAAGGAACAAAAGCUUCCCUGUGUACAGAACACAGAUGACAUUGUGGGUCUAUCCUCUAAUGAAAAGACUGAGAAAAGAACUGACCCUGCUCUUUCACCAAGUAUUCAACAAGAUGCCGUAUCAGUAGCAACUGAGACUUCAGAAUCAAGCACUUCAUAUUUGCCUUCAUCAGAAGGUAGAAUUAGAGCAUUGUGUGAGGUGAAUAAUGCUGAGAGUAGUUGUACAGAAGAAGGAAAUGUUGACCUAAAAGAUAAAGCACUGGAAACUGAUCAAACAGAAAGUAUUAAACCAAUGACAAGAGGACGACUCCAGAGACCUAAACCCAAUUUAUCAAGGGCAGUUGGGAAGAAAUCAGUUCUUUCACAAGGGAAAACAGAUGCAGAGAACAAGAGUUUACAUACAGAAACUUCAGUUGAAAAGAAUCAUAUGGAAAAGGAUAAAAUGAAUACACUUGGUAUUUCUGGAAUGGAGAAUAAAGAGAAAGAGAAUCCAGAAGCUGACACUGCAUCUAAUUUGAGUGAAAAAAUUUGUCUGCAGGAAGAUGAUCAGCUAAAGGCUUUCAGACCUGCACGCCUAAUGAGGGGCUUAUUGCAAAGGCCAAAGCCAAAUGUAGGUAAAGCUGCUGAAAGAAAAGAAACUGUUACAUCACAGGAAAAAAUUGGGGCCAGUGUAGAAAAGAAUGAAAAUGAGUCCUGUAUCGAUAGAUAUACUCCUGAACAAAUAGAAGAUCAGGCAUGUAAAAAUUUUGAUUGUGAGGACAUCACAUCACAAUCUGAAAAAAAGGAUACUUCUUUUCAAAAUGUGCAGUCAGAUGAGCCCAAGGCUCUUAAUGAAUGUCUAAGUAUUCAAGAGGAUAAUAAAGCAAAUAAACAAGUUCAAAUUCUAAAGACUCGAUUUCAGAAACCAAAGCCAAAUAUAAGAAGAAGAACUGGAAGAAGAGAAAUUUUCUCAAAGGAACAAGAGGCACCAAAGGAGGUUCUUGCCCCUGAGGAGAUGACAACAGCUUUGAGAGAAAGUGCAAGAUUGGAGACCUCACCAAGGGAAAAGGUACCUGUGGGGACUAAUGCUGCUAAGGAAAUGGAGUCAGAUUUAAAAGAAACUGAAAGAAAAGAUAUCUCUCCCAGGGAGAAAAUACCAGAAAUGAUUGAUGUCACUGUGGAAAUGGAGACAGCUUUGAGAGAGACUGGAAGAGAGAUUUUCCCAAGGGAGAAGAUAACAAAGGUGACUGAUGCCACUGAGGAAAGAGAGACAGAUUUGGAAGAGAUUGAACGAAGAGAAAUAUCCCUACAGGAAAAUGCCCCAGAGGAGGUCAAUACUAUUGGUGAAGUGAAGACAGGUUUGAAAGAAACUGGAAGAGAGAUUUCCCCGAGGGAGAAGAUACCGGAGAUGAUUGAUGCCGCUGAGGAAGUAGAGACAGAUUUAGAAGAAACUGAAAGAAGAGAAAUACCUACACAAGAAAAGGCCUCAGAGCUCAGAACUAUAGAUGAUGAAAUGGAGACAGAUUUGAACAAAAUUGGAAUAGAAAUUUCCCCAAGGGAAAAGGUACUAGUGGGGAUCAGUGCCACAGGGGAAAGGGAGAUUGAUUUGGAAGAAACUGGAAAAAGAGACAUUUCCCUGAUGGAAAAGGUAUCAGGAAAGAUGACUGCCAUUGAGGAAACAGAGGCAGAUUUGAAAGAAACUGGAAGAGAAAUUUCCUUUAGGAAAAGCCAAUCAGAAGAGAUCAGUGCUUCUGAGGAAAAGGUGGCAGAUUUGGAAAAAACUGGAAAAAUAGACAUUUCUCUAAGGGAAAAUGAACCAGAGGAGACUGGGACCUCAAGACAAACUGAGACAGAUUCAUUGCAGAGGGGUAGUGGUGACUGCAGUGCUGUGCCUUCACUAAAUAUUAAAGACAUUAGCAGUGAAGUACAAUCCGUGGUGCAUGUAUCUGUAGAAGAAAAAAGAAAUUCUGAAAAGGAAAUAUCAAGUCAGUUGAGUCAUUUGAACAUUUCUUCACAGACUUCUGAACUUGAUAAAAUAGAAGACCAGAGGAUGCUAUCUCCAGAUGUUCCAGAGCGGUUUUCAGAUAUUAAUUUAAGCAAAUCUCUUCCUCAAGAACAGAAGCCAUUUGAAGUGAAACCGGCACCUUUUGUGAGAAGUAGAUUCAAAAGACCAAAACCAAACUUAGCAAGAGCAGCUUCAAAAAGAGAGACUAUAGAAGCAGAAAAACAUGCACCUGGGAAGAAAGUGGAAGCUGAUAAAAAAGGGACUGUUGUGAUACAGCAGAAUGGGGAACAAAUGAGAACUCUCCCUUCUCAACGUGAUGUGGCUUCCCUAAUGGCAUCAACAGAAAAAGACAAAUCAGAUCACAGUCAAGAGGAGGCUGUGAUAUUACCAUAUGUACAGACUGAAAAGGACCUUUCCCCUUCGAGUUCUUGUGAACCUAUAGAGGAGUCUCAGUCUACACAAGCCCAGGAAAAGGAAUUAGUUGUCUCUGUGGGGACUUAUCAUAUAAACACUUGCGAACAAGAAAUGAAGGAAAGCGCUAUCCAAACUGCUCCACCAGUAAGGGGCCGACUUCAGAGACCCAGUCCAAACUUAAGAAAGGUUGGACAGAGGCAAGUAAUAGAAAAAAGUGAAGCCAAAGAAACAAUUAAGGAAGAAAGGACACUACAAAAAGAUGAAACUAAAAAAUUCCUGACUGUGCCAAAUUCUCAAAUUGCAAUGGAAAUUGAAGUUGUAUCCUCCAAAGUUUCAGAAGGCAGAAUGUAUGAAAACCAGAGUCACGUUCUUUUAGAAAACCUUCAUGUUAACAAAAUAAAUGAAACCUUAAGACAUGAACAUAAAACGUAUGUUUCUAGUCCACCACAAAUGAUAAGAAGCCAAUUCCAAAAGGCUAAGCCAAAUUUGGGAAGAGCACAAGGUAAGAAAGAGGAAUCAGGCAUAGGAAAAGACAGAGCAGAUCAGAGUAAGGCAAGGAAGCCAGAAGAUAAUUUGCUGCAGCAUGGAGAUUCUGACACCCAGCUUCUUCAAAAAGGAAAAGCUGAGUUUCUUACAUCUCUGGAGAUUUCAGCAAGAAAAGGUUCAGUAGGUUCCAGGGAGAUUGGUUUGGCAAAAAAAGAUGCUCAAUCAGAAGUUGGACCAUCAGGAAGUGUUGGAGAGAAAACCGUAGGCGAUAAUUCUAUGUGUUCAGUUGUCGAAGAGCAUGUCAGUAAACCAGCAAGCUCUCCACAACUGUUAAAAGAAUCAAAUUAUUCUAAAAUUGCUGUGGAUCGAAGAACAGCUCUCUCUUCUGCCUCUGAAUGUAAGAUAGAUCGUAGUGAAAGGAGAAUGCGUCGAAAGAUUAAACCAAACGUCCCCAAAGGGCGUGGAUCAAAACGAAUUCGGAGUAAGACCUCUAAGAAGGAACCUAGAGCUUCUAAGCCUGUGCUGGUGACUCUUCGAGCUUCCCAGGAAGAAGAUGAAGAUGAUGCGGAAGACUUUGAGUCUGACUAUGAAGAAGAAAGCUAUCAUCUUGCUCCAGAAGAAGUAAACAAAGCUCCAGUGUUUGUACCUGUUGGUCUCAGAUCUCCUGAACCAGUUUCUGCUCAGAUUGAGGAAACCAUGGAAGAGCUUGAAAUACCCAUGAAUAUCCCAGAUGUAGGAUGCAUAGCUGUUGUUGAACAUCAGCUCUCAUCAAACAUAGAUUUGACUACUCAGGAAAUGAAACAAGAAGAAAAUCUGAAUGCAUUAUCAGAAAUGACCACAGGUGAACAUUCCCAAGCUGAAACAGGUACCAACGAUGGAAGCACUGAAGCUGCCAUAACUUUACUUACAAUGGGAGGUCUGGUGUUGCAGUCAGAGAUCAGUACAGAACAGAGUGAUGGAGUAUGUGUACUUCCUGAUGUUCAUUCAAACGAUAAAAGCCAUAUUCCUUUUUGCCCAGAUAAUACAAAUCUCAAAAUUGUUCAUGAAUGUCAGGAACCUUCUUCACCUAUCAGUAGUACAUCUCCGUCAGUAGAAGAAAACAAGAUUAUGUUGGAUGAACAAAGUACUAAAGAAGAAAUUGGUUUAAUGGAAGAAGUAAAGGAAAACUCUAUAUCAUCCAGGACAACUUCAGAAGUGACCAAUAAUUUGAGAAUGAGAAGUAGAUUUGCCAAGCCUAAGCCAAAUCUUAAGAAAAUUUUAGGAACCAGCAGGUUUGGUGCUCAUCAGGAAGUUCCCAGUUUGUUUGUAACUAAAGAAUUGGAAAUUCAAAGAGAACCUGAGAAAAAUGCUUCUAAAGGGAGAGAAUUAGAAGAUAAAAUCCUUGAAUCAGUUACAACAGCAGAGAGUAAGGAGCAGAGCAAAUUGGCAUCUGUACACGGUAUUGAAGAAACCAGUAUUUCACAAGAAGCACGCCUAACUGGAAGAGAUGAAGAUGAAGAAGGGAGGUCUGCAGAGGUUCAGCUGUCUUCAGUUGCUCCUGUUUCGUCUGAGUCAAGGCCCCACACACUUGGUUUGGGUAUGGGUCUUGGUGAGAGUUCUGUCGAAGAGCCCCUGGGAAAGGACUCUAACGGAGACAGUAUGCUUAUACUUCAUGUGCCAGAGGUAAAAGAAUUUACUCCUUGUAGUAUUCCAGAAGUCCAACAAGAGAAUAUGAACAAUCCUCAAGACUUAACAGUGAAUCUAGUUGCUAAUGUACAUCAAGAAGGUGAGGAUGAACAAGCAUUCAUUUUAACUCUGGUGGAAAUCCCAACCAAUGCAGUAGAAGAAUUUGCUGAUACCACUAUGCAGUUAAUGCCAAACCCUUUACUGCCAGCCCCCAUAUUGGUCAAAUCAGUGAAUACAGAAGAAAGGGGGGACAUGAGUAUCAGUUUUCCAGUAACUUCAGCUGGUCAGGAUGACAUUUGUUUAUCUAAUUCUGGAAGAGAUGAUUCUGAAAAGCCUCCUGCUAAUUUGGAUCUUGUAUCUAGGAAGAGAUUUCACUGUAGGCUUGACGAAAGUGACCAUGUUCCUCCUGCCAAAAAAAGUUCACUCACUUUAAGAGAUGAUUGUCAAAAAUAUACCUCUGAGGUGUGUUCAAAGGAAUUAAUAAAUGUUUUGGAGAAAACAGGAGAGUCUUACAAGGGACAAGCUAUCUUCCCUACCUCAGGAAACACACAUACAAUCCCAGAACCUCAGAAAGAGCAACUUGAACCAACUUUUCAGAGUAUCAGAUCUAAACCUCUUGAUAAAAUAACAGGUACACAAGAAGAGAAUACAUCUCAGUUACCUCAGGAUGAGAUAGGGGUGUCUGAUAAGGAAAAAAGAACUUGUGCUGCUUCUAAGUCUGAACAAAUGGAUAGCAUCACAUCGUCUUCAAAAACCCCACUAUCCAGACCUGGCAGAAGACCCCUGGGAUUUUUGUCUUUAAUAUGUUCAAAGAAUAGUUUGGAGUCUGAUGAACCUACUCAGGUUCGUAGCAAGAAACGCCUGAAACCUCUUAUACCUGUAUCAAGACAGAAUCUGAAAAGAUCUAAUCCGCUCAAUACAAGCCAGAAAAAAACUCAAGAGUCCUCUGAUCUUCCAUCUCCAAGUGUUGUUGUUAAUACUCAACCUAAAAAUAUUGAUAGUUCAGCAACUCAGGUUUCUUGUAAUCAUCCCUUACCGAAAGGAGAAUGUAAAGAUGUCCAAAACCAGCUACCGGAAGAGGAGCCAAUGACAGUCUCUGAAUAUUUCUUUAGUGAUAUCUUUAUUGAAGUGGAUGAAACAGAAUAA